This is a messenger RNA of Desarmillaria tabescens, 1070 nucleotides long. Its product is annotated as 3-oxo-5-alpha-steroid 4-dehydrogenase-domain-containing protein. The record is from RefSeq and is a predicted model, not a curated record. The transcript has 3 exons. Gene Ontology annotation, biological process: lipid metabolic process. Gene Ontology annotation, molecular function: oxidoreductase activity, acting on the CH-CH group of donors. Bases 43 to 951 code for a protein of 302 amino acids. NCBI's taxonomy places the organism in Eukaryota, Fungi, Basidiomycota, Agaricomycetes, Agaricales, Physalacriaceae.
GCGAACUACCACCGCUAUUCGUUUGCUUCUCAUGCGUUGUUCAUGGCUUCCAUGCAAUUAUUAUACGACGCUUGCCGAAAAUGGUUCACAAUCGGUAGUCUUGCCGUCUUUCCAAUAACUUUCCUUGUCAAUGCACCUUUUGGUCGUUUUGCUGAGAAUGCUGGAAUCAAUAUCGUCAAAUUCGACGGGAUAAAAUCAUGGAUGGUCAUGGAGAUCGUAUCUCCCAUAUGCUUCGCAUAUUCCUACUACAAGUCACCCUUAGGGUCGAUGACCGGCUUCACAGUCCAACAGCAUGUCCUCGCUGGUCUCUUUCUGAUUCAUUAUCUCAACCGCGCCAUUUUAUCGCCUCUCCGUACGCCUUCGCGGUCCAAAACUGAUAUCGUUGUGCCUCUCUCUGGCAUCACUUUCAAUCUUCUCAACGGCUCUCUGAUGGGCGCAUACCUCUCCUCCUACUCUGCACGCACCUUCCUUUCGAAUGCGUUUUCCGCACCUACCUUCUAUGUAGGUGUCUUCUUGUGGACCAUAGGUUUCGUUGGAAACAUUGUUCAUGACGAAAUCCUUCUCAACAUUCGCCGAAAGGCCAAAAACAAGGGCAAGGCGUCGUCUCAUAGUUCAAAGGCUGGCGAACACUACGCCAUCCCUUACGGGUUGUUAUAUGAAUAUGUUUCCUUUCCGAAUUAUUUCUGCGAGUGGGUAGAGUGGUUUGGAUUUGCGCUGGCCGCCUCUCCGUUUCCAACCGUGACCUUGGCAACAUUCUCUUUGCAAUCCCUUUCCACGAUUUUCUCCUCUGCAUCCCAGUUUGCGCCAACAUUAACGCCUCCAUGGAUUUUCUUGAUCAACGAAUUCGUCUUGAUGUUUCCUCGAGCUUACAAAGGACACUUGUGGUAUAAACAGAGAUUCGGAGAAGCAUUUCCUCAGGAGAGAAAAAUAGUUAUACCAUUUUUGCUUUGAUUCUCAUGAAAGGACUUUGCAUUGAGGGUAGACUCCUCCUUGCUUCGAUGCCACAGUUAUACUCAUGUUUCCAUUACUACGCAAAACCUUGUCAUUCGGUUGUAAAUUUAUUUGAAGUU